UUAAAAAAAACUGGAAAACCUAUGUUACGCUGCGAGUAGGAUUCGAACCUACGCGGGAAGAUCCCAUUUGAUUUCUAGUCAAACGCCUUAACCACUCGGCCAUCGCAGCUGAAAUGCAGUGACAGUUGCCCGAAUAAAUUUUAAACUUAACGUAUUUUAAUCAAAGUCUAGAUAAAAACAAAGAGGGCGCGGGAGCAGCGUCAGGAAGUCAGUCACUGCAAGCAGAAAAACAAAAUGGCCGGCAUAUUUUUUGCACGUGCUUUUAGAAGUUCUCGAAGUUUUUCAGGUUCCUCCAUAGUUUCUAAAGUACGUCAUGCUAAUCAGAGUCGGUCUAAAGUAUCUAGCAGCCUACAAAGAAAGGUUAAUACAUCUUCCAGAAGAACUUCGCCUUCUUUGCUAUUUGCAAACACAAGUAGCAGAUCAAAUUUACUGGAACCAACGUUUGCUGGGGUGACAUUUCCAACAGGUAGCAUUCUCAGCAACCUUCAAGUUAGUUGUCUUCACGUUUCGGCUGCUUCAUGUGACGAUAGUUCUUCAACAGGAGUAGCUGUUGAUGAAGCUGGCUCAGAAGCAAGUGACAACACUGUAGAUCCACUAUCGAACGACUUGUUGUUACCAGACAGUGGUGGAGGUGGUGCGGAUGCGUUGUAUCCAUUUGAAACUGCGCAAGAUGUUUUAUCUUCAGGAAUGUUGGAUGUUCCCCUUUCCAGUUUAGGUUUAGGUGGAUACACACCUGUAGGACUUAUACAAAAUGUUCUUGAUUUUGCUCAUUUACAAUUGGGUUUACCUUGGUGGACUGCAAUUGUGGCAGGUACUGUUAUAUUUCGUGCUUUGGUUUUUCCUUUAAUGGUGAAGGGACAAGUCAAUUCAGCUAAGUUGAAUGCAAUUAAACCAGAGUUGGAAAGGUUACAAGAAAAGUUACGCGAAGUUUCGAAUUAUCAAAAUCCCAUGGCUAAAGCGCAGGUAUCAAUGGAGUUGCAAGGACUGUUUCAGAAACAUGAUUGUCACCCAGUGAAGGCAAUAAUUGCACCACUGGUACAGCUACCAUUAUUUAUUUCAUUUUUCUUGGCGUUAAGACAAAUGUCUUAUUUGCCAGUUGAAUCUAUGAAAAUAGGCGGUCUCUUGUGGUUUCCAGAUCUUACAGCGGCUGAUCCAACGUUUGUUCUUCCUGUAGUGUGUGCAGCUACCAUGUUACUUACAAUUGAGACAGGAGCUGAAGCUGGCAUGGCUAAUCCUCAAAUGAAAAUGAUGAAGAAUGUGUUUCGUGGGAUGUGUUUUGUUAUGGUACCACUCACUUAUAAAUUCCCUACGGCAAUCUUUUUGUAUUGGAUGACAUCAAAUGCAAUUUCUUUGGUACAAGUUUUUGCAAUGAAAACCCCAGCAGUGAAGAACUAUUUCGGAAUUCCCGAACCGAUUAUUCAUCCAGUCAACCCGAAUGUGAAAACAGGCAGUUUUUUUGAAAACUUGAAAGCCGGAUAUAAAAACGCACAAGAAGCUGCUAUUGUGAAACACACUGAAAAAAUGAAAGAGAGGAAGUACAAAUCAUCCUUAAAUAAUGCUUAUCAAGAAACUUUCGAGUAUAAUCCGCGAACGAAAGAAAACGAGGAACUCUUUAAAGCUGCUAAAGAAAAUAUGAAACGUAAACCAUGAGAAAUUAAUCUUCGGAAGAGCGUGCAAGGUGUACAACACGCGGUAUAUCGAGUUCACUGGAUGCGCUAAAAAAUCACGUAGCAUGACUUUACGUACAGUUAAAUCGUAAAUGACCUGCAUAUUUUAAUUUUUAUAUUAAAGAUUAUUUUUGUGUUUGAGAAAACAACGCAGAUAAAUUAUUUUUCUUACGUUACUGCAGAAAAAAAAAAUGAACUAUUCAAAUAACUUUCUGAUUAUUUUCAUUCAAAGCUGCUACCAUCUCGAAUGUACGCGAGGUCGUCAAUAAGGUAUUAUUGCAAAUGCUCUUCCAAAAUAGUAAUAUUUUCAUGGGUGCAUUGUGACUCUCGUUCCUGUAAAAAGAAAUCCUAAGAUCAAUGUGAAAGUAUCGUUCACGAUAACGCACUGACUCUCUAAUUUAAACAUCUGCGUCGGAGAGUGGUAUAUCCGGCGAUGACUAUCCUUUUAUUUGUCAAGUUUGUUUACAUUUGGAUACAAUAUUGUUUACGUUUGGAUAAAUAGGUAGCUGUGUUAAUGAAGUAUAAACAUCGAAGCAUGGUUUUUUUUCCAACGUGGCAAAAACUAUUCUCAAAGUUGUAUUUAUUAUACCGAAAUGUUAUGAUCUUUCGUCGUUUUGUAGAAAUUUUAUAACGCAUGAAGAUUUGUAUGAAGACUUCCUGGCUUUAUUUGCAGAAGUUGUUUUUAUUGGUUGAAGAUGUAAUUGUGUACAUAGA
This is a messenger RNA of Hydractinia symbiolongicarpus, 2381 nucleotides long. Its product is annotated as mitochondrial inner membrane protein OXA1L-like. Bases 235 to 1650 code for a protein of 471 amino acids. Gene Ontology annotation, cellular component: mitochondrial inner membrane. NCBI's taxonomy places the organism in Eukaryota, Metazoa, Cnidaria, Hydrozoa, Anthoathecata, Hydractiniidae. The record is from RefSeq and is a predicted model, not a curated record. Gene Ontology annotation, biological process: mitochondrial respiratory chain complex IV assembly; protein insertion into mitochondrial inner membrane from matrix. Gene Ontology annotation, molecular function: membrane insertase activity. The transcript has 9 exons.